Molecule: messenger RNA, 1802 nt
Organism: Lotus japonicus
Lineage: Eukaryota; Viridiplantae; Streptophyta; Magnoliopsida; Fabales; Fabaceae
Product: aldehyde dehydrogenase family 2 member C4-like
Exons: 9
Coding region: 127-1620 (497 amino acids)
Molecular function (GO): aldehyde dehydrogenase (NAD+) activity
Source: RefSeq, a predicted model, not a curated record
AUUUGCAGAAGAUUCCUUUUCCCAUCCCUCCUUAUAUUCUUCCUAUUCCUUCCACAUCUCUUCUUGCUUCAUUUCACUAUAUAGUACCCAGCGUAACGCAUGUAACAGUACACACAAAACAAAACGAUGACAAGCCACGCUGAAAACGAAGCCUUGCCUGUCACCGUGAAGUUCACCAAACUCUUCAUCAAUGGAGAUUUCGUUGAUUCAGUUUCAGGAAGAACAUUUGAGACAAUAGAUCCAAGAACAGGAGAUGUUAUAGCGAGCAUUAGUGAGGGAACCAAAGAAGACAUUGAUAUUGCAGUGAAGGCCGCACGUCAAGCAUUUGACUCAGGUCCAUGGCCACGCUUGCCCGGUGCUGAGAGAGCAAAAAUUAUGAUGAAACUCGCAGACUUAAUUGAUGAAAACACAGAAGAACUAGCAGCAUUGGAUGCCAUUGAUGCCGGCAAGUUGUACCACAUGUGCAAGGCUAUGGACAUUCCUGGAGCAGCAAAAACUUUGCGUUACUUUGCCGGUGCUGCCGAUAAAAUUCACGGCGAGGUAUUAAAAGCGUCACGGGAGCUUCAUGCUUACACACUGAUGGAACCGGUUGGUGUUGUAGGCCACAUCAUUCCCUGGAAUUUCCCAGCCUCCUUCUUCUUCACCAAGGUUAGCCCUGCCUUAGCUGCAGGGUGCACCAUGGUCCUCAAGCCUGCAGAGCAAACACCACUCUCUGCUUUGUUCUGUGCUCAUCUUGCUAAAUUGGCUGGAAUCCCAGAUGGAGUGCUCAAUGUAGUACCUGGAUUUGGCUCAACUGCUGGUGCUGCAGUGAGCUCACACAUGGAUAUUGAUGCGGUCAGCUUUACUGGUUCAACACAAACAGGGCGUGAGGUAAUGAAGGCAGCAGCUAGCAGUAACUUGAAACGAGUUUCGCUGGAAUUAGGAGGCAAAUCACCCCUCAUAAUUUUCAAUGAUGCUGAUAUAGACAAAGCUGCUGAACUUGCUCUAUACGGCAUCCUAUUAAAUAAGGGUGAAGUUUGUGUUGCAAGUUCCCGUGUGUUCGUUCAAGAAGGGAUCUAUGAUGAAUUUGAGAAGAAAUUGGUGGAGAAGGCAAAAGCUUGGGUCGUUGGGGACCCUUUUGAUCCUAAAGUUCAACAAGGGCCUCAGGUUGACAAGAAACAAUUUGAAAAAAUUCUUUCAUAUAUUGAGCAUGGAAAGAGAGAAGGAGCUACCCUUUUGACUGGGGGUAAAUCAGUGGGUAACAAAGGCUACUACAUUGAACCAACCAUUUUCUCCAAUGUAAAGGAGGAUAUGCUUAUAGUACAGGAUGAAAUAUUUGGCCCUGUGAUGGCACUGAAGAAGUUUAAGACUGUUGAGGAAGCAAUUAAGAGUGCUAACAAUACCAGAUAUGGUUUAGCAGCUGGCAUUAUGACCAAGAACUUGGAUAUAGCAAACACAGUGUCAAGGUCCAUUCGUGCAGGCAGUGUUUGGAUCAACUGUUAUUUUGCCAUUGACAAUGAUAUUCCUUUCGGAGGGUAUAAGGCGAGUGGGUUUGGAAAAGAUUAUGGAUUGGAAGCCAUUCACAAAUACUUACAAGUUAAAUCUGUUGUAACUCCCAUUUACAAUUCUCCUUGGCUUUGAGAAUCUCAUUCGUGGAUGUGGAAAGGGACUGGACUGAUAUGGGCGGACCGAAUCACUUUACUUUGGGCUUAUCAUUAUCGUGUAACAAAUGGGCCGGGCAACCCAUGGUCCAGCCGGGCCAAAACCCAAGCUAUAAAUAAAAGAGGACCGCCCAAGCGGUGGGGAUCUUAUCAUUUCACGCA